GCCGUUGUCAAUUUUUGCCAACGUGACAGUGCCUCCUCGUGUUGAUACUGAAGAGAGGAUAGAAAAGAAACAAGCCUUGUUUAUUGCUAAGUCCCGACUAAGACCAAAUCCAGAGGAAAAUGGACAUGAAGAAGAGAGUUUCUUUAGAGCUGAGGCACCGGUCGCCAACAGAAGUCCAGGAGCUGGUUCUGGAUAACUGUCGCUCCAGUGAAGGUAAGAUCGAGGGAAUCACUGAGGAGUUUUCAAAUCUAGAGCUGCUCAGUCUCAUCAAUGUUGGCGUGACCAGUGUAGCAGACAUCCCCAAACUGGACAAACUCAAAAAGUUGGAACUGAGUGACAACAGGAUAUCAGGCGGUCUGGAGGUCCUGGCAGAGCGGCUGGUGAACCUAACACACCUCAACCUCAGCGGGAAUAAGUUCAAAGACAUCAGCACUCUGGAGCCCCUGAAAAAGUUACCUCAGUUGAAGAGCCUGGACCUGUUUAACUGUGAGGUGACCAACCUGGCUGACUACAGGGAGUCAAUCUUCAAGCUCCUCCCCCAGCUCACCUACCUGGACGGCUAUGACAUCGAUGACUGCGAGGCCUCAGACUCCGAUGGCGAGGGAGACGGAGUCGAGGAUGAGGAGGAUGAAGAGGGAGAGUCAGAGGACUUUGAGGAAGAGGAGGAUGACGAGGACGUAGUAGCUGAAGAAGAUGAUGAAGAUGAUGACAGUGGUGAUGAUGAGGAUGGAGAGGUGAAUGGAGAUGUUGACAGUGAGGAAGAUGAGGAUGAUGAUGAAGAGGAUGAUGAUGAUGAGGACUCAUCCCCAACCAAAGGAGUGAAGAGAAAGAGGGAUCUUGAGGAUGAAGACGAUGAUGAUGAUGAAUGAGGACCCAUAUCCCUUCUCUGACCUCUCGCUCACCCAGUGACACCCCCCCCCCCCCCAACCUCCUGCCCAGCUGCAUCUUAUUUCUGCACAUGGUUUCCUCUCUAGGCCCUUAUUUUGUCUCCCUCCACAGAUCACAGCAUCUCAACUUUGAUUAAAUUAUAAGGCUUAAUUACACAGUCUUAUUCCUGAUGAGUGUAAAUAUAGGUUUGAUGCAGAGCACACAUUAUACCUAUUGCAUUAGUGUCACAAUUGCCAUUUUCCUCAAACAGUCUGAAAAUGUGCAUCAUGAGUAUGCCUGAAUAACAUAUUGGAACUUAAAACAUUACAGGAUAGUUAAGAUUUGUUUUCUCCACUUAAACUCUUACCAUUGAUUUUUGGUGUUAAAUCUGAUCUGGAAAUCCAUACAAAUACUCAAUAUGCUAACAGAAUCCAAGGAUGCAACAUCAGAUUGGACAUGUCUAUAAGCUGAAGGCAUUUCUAUGAAUUUAAUGAACUCUCAAAAGCAAUGUGUAGCUUUGAGAGAAGUGUCAUAUGAGCCAUCCUUUUUAUAUUUUUUUUUGGGUAAUACUUUGUCAGAGGUGUCACAGUGGCAGAACAGUUUCUCAAAGUUUAACGGUCUUGCUUUAACAAAGAACUCAUGACAUUAUGGUAAAGAACGAUCCCACACUGGAUAUUUGUAAACUUCACUUGCAUUCCCCAAAUAUCAUCACUGUGCUCCUGUCUGGUCAGUAAAUGCCUUCAACCCACCCACUCCACGCCGCAGCUGGGCACACUCAGGGCAAACUGUCUCCUCUCUCUUGCCAACAGUUUUUUAACAGAAAUAUUUGUUCAGAGAAAGAGUUCUUGUUUAAUUUUGUUUGUAUGGUUCUCUGGGGAUGGUGUCUCUUUGUCCUUCACUUCCCUUCUGCCUCCGCCUUUUUUUCCCCUCUCCCACUCAGUUCUGUUGACACUGAUAAGCCGAGGUUAUGUGUUUUUCUUGUUCUUUUUUUUUACUUUGUAAGUUAAAGUAAAAAAAAAAAAAAA
Messenger RNA from Sphaeramia orbicularis (orbiculate cardinalfish), 1892 nucleotides. Its product is annotated as acidic leucine-rich nuclear phosphoprotein 32 family member B-like. The coding region runs from base 120 to 869 and encodes 249 amino acids. Gene Ontology annotation, biological process: regulation of apoptotic process. The transcript has 7 exons. Lineage: Eukaryota; Metazoa; Chordata; Actinopteri; Kurtiformes; Apogonidae. Gene Ontology annotation, cellular component: nucleus. Gene Ontology annotation, molecular function: histone binding. The record is from RefSeq and is a predicted model, not a curated record.